Penicillium soppii is the source of this 4938-nucleotide messenger RNA. RefSeq lists its product as uncharacterized. The record is from RefSeq and is a predicted model, not a curated record. Gene Ontology annotation, biological process: transmembrane transport. The transcript is spliced from 2 exons. Lineage: Eukaryota; Fungi; Ascomycota; Eurotiomycetes; Eurotiales; Aspergillaceae. Gene Ontology annotation, molecular function: ATP hydrolysis activity; ATP binding; ABC-type peptide transporter activity. Gene Ontology annotation, cellular component: fungal-type vacuole membrane; fungal-type vacuole. The coding region runs from base 1 to 4938 and encodes 1645 amino acids.
AUGCUGCCGCAAUGCCAGGGUCCCGUUUGGGCCAUCGACGACCUAUCUCGUUGCUUCCAGCGCAAUAUUCUACAGGUUAUCCUUCCCCUCACAGUUUGCGGCGCCUCGCUGCUCGUGGUCCUAAUUCGCCUCGCUCAUCGUUAUGCGCUCACCCGGAAAGGUGUUGCUUACAAGCUCCUUCCCAGCAAUGAUUCCGAGGAAUCAAAUGCGGCGGAAAAUGAAUCCGAUGCCAUCUUCUCCCAGGCCAUCCAGCACGAACGAUCCCAACUCGAGAUCGAUCGCCCGCGCGGAGAGGUCGCCGUCGUAUUACUCGAAAUCGCCGUUUCCAUUGGCCAGGUUGCACUAUACACGGUGAUUUUGUCGACUAACGCCUGGGGCCGACAUGGAACACUUCCAGCCGUCGCAGGCCUUGUGUCAUGGAGUUACAUACUGUUCUUGGUACUGGUCCGGUUCCUUCUAUCGGCUAAGGAGCUUUCCUCCGCCCCGAGACUCUGGACUCACACGGCCAGUUUGUACGGUCUUCAGUGGCUGUUCAACAUUAUGGUGUUCCGAUCCGCCAUCAUCCACCCGCUGUCUAAAAAUGCCCUGAUUCUCAGCAGCAUCCAGUUUGCAUUGAGCACAGUGCUGUUGACGAUCGCGCUCACUACUCGCCGAGGCAACAAGCCAGUUUUGGUGGAGCGCGAAGGUGACCUGGAGCCUCCGAGAUACCCAACAGCCAGUUUGUUUUCGCUUGCGACAUUCUCCUGGGUCGACUCACUGGUCAUGAAAGGCUACCGUCAAACGCUGGAGCUUCAGGAUGUUUGGAACUUGACUCCAUCUCAGAAGGCUGUCAAUGUCCUUGCCGACUUUCGCAAGAGAAAGAUGAAAGGUUCCCUAGCAUGGAAGCUACUUCGAUUCUUCAUGGGAACCAUCCUCAAGCAGGGUGCUUGGACGAUCUUUGCCAACCUCUUCGUUUUCAUGCCUAGUCUGCUUCUCAAGGCUAUCCUCGAGUAUGUCGAGGAUCCUCGGUCGACUACUCCCAAUGCUGCUUGGCUGUUUGCGAUUCUGCUUUUCUGCUGCACCAUGACUAAGAACAUUGCUGAUAACCAAGCUCUGUGGAUUGGUCGCACGAUGGGUGUGAAAAUCCGCGCGGUCAUUAUCGGUGAAAUCUACGCCAAGGCUUUGCGCCGCAAGGCGGGUGCUUCGGUCGAGGCUGCAAAGAAGUCUGUAGAGGACUCUGUCUUGCCCAAAGAUGCGCAACAAAAGACGAAGAAGAAAGGGCUUUUUUCUUUCAGCCGUAAGAAGAAGGCCAUGAAUGGCAAUGAUGCCGAGUCUGGCAACAAGCCCGAAUCUAAGUUUGACGAAACCACUCAAGCCAAUGUCGGUACCAUCAUCAACUUGAUGGCUAUUGAUUCAUUCAAAGUGAGCGAAGUUGGUGCCUAUCUUCAUUUCCUGUGGGCUAGUGUACCCGUGCAACUCAUCAUGGCCGUCACUCUACUUUACCAUGUCAUGGGCUUCAGCUCAUUUGCUGGUAUUGUGUUGAUGUUUCUUAUGCUGCCUAUCAACCUCUUCAUUGCCCGCCAGUUCAACAAGGUACAAGGCGAGAUCCUCAAGGGUACCGAUUCCCGCAUUAACGCCACCAACGAAGUACUUCAAAACAUUCGCAUUAUCAAGUAUUUUGCUUGGGAACAGCGCUUCCAAAAUAUUGUCAAUGAGAAGCGCAAGGCCGAAUUGAAGGCCUUGCGGAACAGAUACAUCCUGUGGUCCAUUGCCGCCACUGUUUGGUACGGCACGCCUCUUCUGAUCACGUUCGCGUCCUUCUUCCUGUACACGGUCGUCGAGAAAAAGCAGUUGACUCCUUCCAUCGCAUUCCCUGCUCUCUCAAUGUUCUCACUAUUGCGUAUUCCAUUGGACCAGCUGGCGGACAUGGUAGCCCACGUCCAGGAAUGCAAGGUCUCCCUUGAUCGUGUGGACAAGUAUCUCAAUGAGGAGGAAACUAGCAAAUAUGAUCAACUACGGGACAGUACAACUGCUGGAACACCUGCUAAGAUCGGCCUUGAAAAUGCAACCCUCUCUUGGAGCAAUUCCAAGACUCAGACUCAGGAUACUGCGUCCGAAGCCGACUUGGAUGCUUUCCGUCUAAUAAACAUUGACGUUGAAUUCCUUAUUGGCAAGCUAAACAUUAUUGCUGGACCCACUGGAUCUGGCAAAACUUCUCUGCUAAUGGCUCUCCUGGGAGAGAUGCAGCUUAUCGAGGGCCGCGUCUACCUCCCCGGUGGAAUGGCCAACAGAGCCGAUCUUCCAAUUGACCCCGAGACCGGCCUGGUUGACAGCAUUGCUUAUUGUGCCCAGGAAGCGUGGUUGGUCAACGAUACUGUAAAGGAAAACAUUGUCUUCGCCUCUCCCUAUGACGAGCGGCGCUACCGCGCAGUGCUGAAGGCCUGUGCACUCGAGCGCGACCUUGCCAUUCUGGAUGCCGGUGACCAGACUAUGGUCGGAGAAAAGGGUAUCAGUUUGUCUGGUGGCCAGAAGCAGAGGAUUUCUCUUGCUCGCGCUAUCUACAGCAGUGGCCGCCAUCUGCUACUUGAUGACUGUCUCUCUGCCGUCGACUCUCACACUGCUAAGCACAUCUUCCGCCAAGCUCUCACCGGUCCUUUGAUGCUCAACCGUACUUGUAUUUUGGUCACCCACAACGUUGGAUUGACUGUUCCCCAGGCGGAUCACGUUGUAGUCAUGGAAAACGGCAAGAUCUCCGCCCAAGGCCGCCCCAACGAUGUUGCUGCCACUGGUGCGUUGGGCGAUGAAUACAAGUCCCGCCCAGCUUCCAGAGCCAGCUCCCGUGGCCAGGCGGAUGAUGAAGAUCUGGGUGGAACUGCUGAUGGAAAGGCCCAGGAAGAUAAGAAUAAGCUUCUCGAGUCCAAGACUACUGGUAGCAUCGCGUGGUCCACUGUUAGCAUGUACCUCAGCGCUAUGGGCCCGUGGUACUACUGGAUUGGAGCUGUCUCGGUGUUCUUCUUGCAGCAAAUCGGAUCGGUUUCCACCAACAUUUGGAUCAGGCAAUGGGCCAAUUCCUACCAAACUUCUAAGGCUGGCACUGAGGAUGCCGGCCAGUAUGCCGCCGCGGCUCAUCUCAAGCCUCCUACUUUUAAUGUCGGAAGUGUCGGUCGCGUCAGCAGUUGGAGUUUCCCCCAGCUUGGCGGAGGCUCCACGGCCGCCGAGGCUGAUGGCGAGGUCAAUGUCGCUUACUACCUGGGUGUCUAUGCACUUCUGGGAUCCUUCUACAUUCUUAUCUCUCUCGCCCGGGAGGGUUUGGUUUUCUGGGGCUCGCUUCAUGCUUCAUGGAAGAUCCAUGACCGCCUUCUCAAGGCGGUCAUGCACGCCAAGUUCCGUUUCUUCGAUUCCACGCCUCUUGGCCAGCUCAUGAACCGGUUCUCCAAGGAUGUCGAGUCUGUCGAUCAGGAAGUUGCCGGUGUUGCUAUCGGUAUGCUCCAUAGUCUCGCAUCAGUCAUCAUGGUUGUCAUUUUGAUCUCCUGGAUCACCCCUCGCUUUUUGAUUGCUGGUGUAUUCAUCAUACUCGUGUAUACUGCUCUCGGUGCCGUCUACAUAAACUCCUCUCGCGAUCUCAAGCGUCUGGAAUCUGUGCAGCGCAGUCCCUUGUACCAGCAAUUUGGCGAGACGCUAAACGGACUCGUGACCAUCCGUGCCUAUGGUGAUGGUCCUCGCUUCAUGGUCGACAAUCACCGACGCAUCAAUGCCUACAAUCGGCCUCACAUCUACCUCUGGGCUAGCAACCGCUGGCUCGCUUUCCGUGUUGAUUGGGCCGGUGCUCUGGUUUCCUUCUUUGCGGCUGCCUUUGUGCUGCUGAACGUUGGAGCCAUCGACGCCGGUGCCGCCGGUCUUUCGCUGACUUACGCCGUCACAUUCUCAGAGAACAUGCUCUGGCUUGUGCGUCUUUAUUCCGACGUCCAACAGAACAUGAACUCCGUUGAGCGACUCAGAGAAUAUCUUGAUGUGGACCAGGAAGCAGCAUCUGUCAUUGAAGAGUCCCGUCCUGCAGCGGACUGGCCGAGCCAAGGCGCAGUCGAAUUCAAGGGCUACACCACGCGCUACAAAGCUGAGCUGGAUCCCGUUCUCAAGGAGGUUUCGUUCUCCGUCAAGGCUGGCGAGAAGGUCGGUAUUGUCGGUCGUACAGGUGCUGGCAAGAGCUCUCUCGCCCUAGCGCUCUUCCGCGGUCUCGAGGCAGAGAAGGGUCAAAUCAUAAUUGACGGUGUUGACAUCGGAUCCAUCGGACUACGAGACCUGCGUGAGGCUAUCACCAUCGUGCCCCAAGACCCAACUCUCUUCACAGGAACACUCCGCAGCAACCUGGAUCCAUUCGGCCUCUUCAGCGACGAAGACAUCUUCAAGGCCCUCCGUCGCGUUCACCUAAUCGGAUCCAGCACCUCGGGCACCACAACCCCCGCAACCUCCAGCACCCUCACAGCAACCGAAACCAACGUCAACGGCGCCAACGGCAGUGUGGCAACAACAGUCGACAACAAAAACGUCUUCUACAACCUCGACAGCCUUGUCUCCGAGUCGGGCUCGAACCUCUCUCAAGGCCAGCGCCAACUCCUUUGCCUAGCGCGCGCCCUCCUCAAGAAUCCCCGCGUCCUAAUGAUGGACGAAGCAACCGCCUCAAUCGACUACGCCACCGACUCUAAGAUCCAAGAAACCCUCCGCGAGCUGCACAGCAGCACGAUUAUCACCAUUGCCCACCGACUGCAGACUAUCAUCGACUACGACAAAGUCCUAGUUCUCGACCACGGCCGCGUCAUCGAGUUCGACCAUCCCUGGUCGCUCAUUAAUAAGGAGGACGGCAUGUUCCGCGGCAUGUGCGAUAAUAGCGGCAACAUGGAUGGCUUGCUCGAUGGGGCAAAGCGCGCCUGGAUGCAAAAAAGACUCGUUGAUGAUUCUUAA